Molecule: messenger RNA, 3850 nt
Organism: Magallana angulata
Lineage: Eukaryota; Metazoa; Mollusca; Bivalvia; Ostreida; Ostreidae
Product: BTB/POZ domain-containing protein 1-like
Exons: 6
Coding region: 275-1969 (564 amino acids)
Biological process (GO): neurogenesis
Cellular component (GO): P-body; cytosol
Molecular function (GO): protein binding
Source: RefSeq, a predicted model, not a curated record
AAUGUUUGGUAAUUAACACUGAUGCUUCUCAGCUGGGCACUCAAAUCCCCUUACUUAACACACUCAGCAAACAUUCUACACACAGUGAGUUUCCGAAAUCUUAUAUUUCAGCAGGUGUGCAUAUUUUUUUUUUAUUUUAAAAUCAUUUUUUUGGCACUGUUUCCUGUGUGUAACUGUGAAUAUGAUGUCUGUUCAACAAAAGUUAUGGUUUAAGAGUUUUACACUGAUAAGAAAGAGGAAAAUCGUUCAACUUAAUUAAUGAACAAACUCAGCAAUGGAAGGAAGCAAACCUCCCGUAAAAGACCAGAGUGAGGAUGCAGAGGAAAAAGCUAAAAAUCAAGUAACAUCACAAAAGAAUCAUUCUGCAAAUGCAACCCACAGAAAUCCACAGCCCACUCAUGGUGCCUCUUCCUCCUCCGCAGAGGCGGAAAAUAGUCAGCACUUUAGCGGUGCAUUAUCCGUCAAACCCUCCGAGGCACGUGCACAUAACCUGACCACAACCACCAUUUCUCCAUCAGCAUCCUUUGCCAACAACUCUCUGUGCUCUAGUCCUACAUAUAUGCCACUUGCUUUAGCUGCUGGAUCUCUCUCCUCAGGUGCAAAUAGUCUAACAGAUUUUGAAAAACAGGUGAUUAAUGCCACUAGCGGGUCAGUAGGACAUGGUAAUGCACCAUACAAUUGGCAGUCCACGAAAACAUCCAUAAAAGAGCGCCUGCACUACUUAUAUAACACAGAAAUUAUGUGUGACAUCCACUUUCUAGUCGGGACCUUGCCCAAUCAGCAAAAGAUUCCAGCCCACAAGUUCAUUUUGUCAGUUGGAAGUGCUGUUUUCGAUGCCCAGUUUAAUGGACCAAUGGCCACCUCAGAGGAAGUGAUUGAAAUCCCUGAUGUGGAACCAGAAGCUUUUUUGGCUCUGCUCAAAUUUCUUUAUUCUGACGAGGUUACGAUUUGCUCAGACACCGUUAUGACGACUCUGUACACAGCAAAGAAAUACGCAGUGCCUGCUUUGGAGAGAGCAUGUGUAGAGUUCCUAAAACGCAAUUUAAGUAGUGAUAAUGCAUUCAUGUUGUUAACCCAGGCUCGGCUUUUCGAUGAGCCCCAACUGGCUUCACUGUGCUUGGAGACCAUCGAUAAGAACACCUCUGAAGCAAUCAUGGCUGAUGGUUUUACAGACAUUGACAAUGACACUCUCUGUGUAGUGUUAGAACGAGACACGCUUGGCAUCAGGGAAUGCAAACUCUUUGCAGCAGUUUGCCGAUGGUCAGAGGCGGAGUGCGCCAGGAGAAACUUGGCUCAGUCAAGCGAACACCAGCGGAGUGUUCUUGGAAGAGCUCUGUCCCUGAUUCGUUUUCCGCUGAUGAAUGUGGAAGAGUUUGCUCAAGGUGCCGCGCAAAGUGGACUGCUGCAAGAUCGAGAGGUGGUGCAGCUCUUUUUGUACUUCACCGUCAACCCCAAACCCCAGAUCAGCUUUCUUGACGUGCCUCGCUGUUGUCUUACGGGCAAGGAACAAGUGGUGUCUCGCUUCUGUCAGAUUGAGAGCCGAUGGGGAUAUAGUGGUACCAGUGACAGAAUAAGGUUCAUGGUGAACAGGAGGAUUUUCGUGGUUGGUUUCGGACUUUAUGGAAGUAUCCACGGACCAACUGAAUACCAAGUCAACAUUCAGGUCAUUCAGUCGGAUUCGUUGAAGGUGAUGGGUCAGAAUGACACGACCUUCCUGUGUGACGGGACAAACAACACCUUCAGAGUGAUGUUCAAGGAACCCGUGGAAAUACUGCCCAACAUCAGCUACACAGCUUGUGCUACUCUCAAAGGUCCAGAUUCUUACUAUGGAGCCAAAGGACUGCGGAAGGUCACCCACGAAUCUGUGUCAGGCGGAAAGGUUACGUUUCAGUUUACCUAUGCCUCCGGCAACAACAAUGGAACCUCUGUGGAAGACGGACAAAUCCCAGAGAUCAUUUUCUACACAUAGAAUCAUAUCAAGUGGACGAGACUGAAGUUGCGUAAUUGUGAUCGUAAUGUGCGACAAUUCAGAAGAGCUAUGAUGACAAUUGACAUCAAACUGAGCAUGUGAUGAAGAAAGUGUGUAUUUAUUAUUGUGCUUUGAAUUGUGAUAUGUAAUUGUACUAACAAUGGACUGGUGUAUUCUUAAUGUUGCUAUUGAUAGCAUAUAUGUGUUGAAAACUGAUAUUUUCAAUCAAUCCUUUGUAUUUUUGUUAUUACAAGAUCUGCAAUUUGAUAUCUCUCAGGCGAAAAAGUAUUUCUCCUCUUUUUCUAAAAUUGUUAUACAUGUACAUACCGGUAUGUUCAUACAUGUAUAUGUGGAAAAAAAAAAUCAGGUUAAGCUUGAACUAUUUUUGGAAAACAGGUACCCUACAUACAUCAGAUUUUGGAUACUUCAACCAGUUGCUUUAAAGCUGAUACUUAGUUAAGACUUCUUCUGUUUCCACUGGUAGAUCUGAUCUUGAAUUUUGCACAGCUUUACAAGUCAUUGCUAUGUAUACAAUACAUUGUAUGUGCAAUUUCGGAUAGUUUAAAUAACAAAUAAUUUCCUCCAGAGUGAUAUUCUGUAGAUAACAACUUCUCUUGACAGACUUGUUAUAAGGAAGAAAAUGUACAUACAAUAUUUUCAUAGUGCAUGUAUUUUUUUUUUAUUUUCAUUAAUAUUAAUUCUAUACAUGUACGUUUACAUGUAGCUGAGAGAAGCUUGAUACAUCUAGUGAAGACGGAAUUGAAAGUACAUUGCGCUAAUAUUUACAUCAGCAUUUUUAGGGAUCACUACACAACAUCAAGGUCUUGCACUUACAGUUUUCUGUUAAGGGUACUGGAUGGUCAACAAAAGAACCACCAGAUCAGCUGCUUUAAAAUUUUAAUAGGAUAUUUUAUAGCUAUGAAUUAUAAUAAAGCAAAGGAAAAAUCCAAAUAUUUUAGCUUUAAACAUUUUUUUGAACAUUUUUCUUUAUCUUCAUCCAGGGCUUUUUAUUUAAAGAACCGAUAGACCAAUCUGCUAUUAUACAUACUGUAAAUUCCUAAUUUAACGCGAGGAAUUAAUAUCUGCGUAAAAUCGGGGAAAACACAUCUCACAAUUUUGAAAUCUCACUUUUAUUUUCCACACAUAUGUAAUGAACAAGAAACUAUGGUAAAAAUUAGGCAUUCGCGAAUUUAUGUUCUCGCGAUUUGAUGGAAAACGGUUGAAUCGCGGAAUUAAAUACUCACGAAAAGUAAGGAAUCUACAGUGUAUGCUUAAUUUCAUUGAGCUACAUGUCUGAAGUUUGACGUAAAUUCUAAACACUGGGUGGACUUCAAAAUGCACCAUUGUGAAAAUGUUCAGACUCAAUGUGAUCAUACGCAUGUUCCAGCAUGUCAUUUAUGUGAUUUAGAUUAACCCUUGUGAUAUUUCAUGUUAAUCUAUCGUCCUUUGCCUAUACAUAUUUAAUAUAAUGAUUUAUUUUUUGUUGAACACCCCCAUGCCUUAGUGAAAGAAUUGAUGUUAUAAACAUGGCUUCUAUUAUUAGGCUUGUUGUAAAUUGUUAUCUUGCCAUUUAUGACUUUUUACUCUAAGAAUAACACACAGAGGUAAUCCAAACUUAUUGACAUUUUUUUUUUAAUUUUCAUAGUUUGAAAUUUUUCAUAGUUUGAAAAUUAGUUGAGAAUUAAGUUUUUUUUUGUUUUGAAUUACCAGGAUUUUUAAUACUGAAUGAUAAUAAAAUUGCAUACAUUUUUUUGUACAUGUAUUAAUGGUAAUUUCAUUGUACUUUAUAAUCUUUACAGAUCCAGUGCAUGCUUUAAGUUGAUUAAAUGUACAUGUAUACAAAUUUGUCAUGAAUUUCUAAUAAAGCUGUAUCAAAAUGAA